AAUGCACUACUUCCUUAAUCGCCCCCGAUUACACCACACACAAAAUCUAGUUCUCUCUCAAAACCCUUCGAUCCAAAUCCCUAAAUUUCCCAAUUCCAUCUAAUUUCAUUGCUUCAAUUAAAUUCUAAUUAUCGAAGAUGCCGAAGAAGAUGGGCGUCAAUAGCAAGGCUGAGGCCGCUCGGGCUCGGAAGAGCGCCACCGAAGCCGAGCGCAAGGAGCGCGACGCACGCGAAAAGGAAGAGCAGUUCUGGCGCGAAGCCGAGGGCCCUAAAUCCCGUGCCGCCAAGAAACGGGAGGAGGAAUCUGAAAAGCGAGCAGAAGCCGUUGCUCGUCGCGCUGAAGCCCGCCGGUUGGCCGAACAGGAAGAGAAGGAGAUCGAUAAAUCCAUGAAGAAGCCAGAUAAGAAGGCGAAUCGGGUUUCUAUUCCUGUUCCUAAGGUGACGGAAGCGGAGCUGAGGCGGCAGCGGGAAGAGGAGCAGGCGGAGCUGGCUAAGAAAGCGGACGAGAUGAAACGAAGGCAGAGCAGGACAGCUGCUGUGGAGGAUUAUGAGAAAAUGGUGUUGGUUACAAAUACGAAUCGUGAUGAUUCCAUUAUUGAAGCGAGGACUGUGGAGGAUGCGAUUGCACAAAUGGCAGUCACGGAUAACUUGCCGGUUGAUAAGCAUCCCGAGAGGAGGCUCAAGGCCUCGUUUAAGGCUUUUGAGGAAGUUGAGCUUCCUAAACUGAAGGAAGAGAAGCCAGGUCUUACUCAUAAUCAAUACAAGGACAUGAUAUGGAAGUUAUGGAAGAAAUCUCCUGACAAUCCUCUUAAUCAGGUGCAGAUUAAUGAGUGAGUGCUGCUGCAUUUUCAGACUUGGUAGCAGGCAACAAUUUCUUAUGGUCUAUUGCCAGGGUAUGUUUCUCGGCAUAUUGUCGAGCAAUUUGCAAGUUCAUGAGCUUAUGUGGCUUAUAAGUUGUAUGUAGUUGCUUUGGUUGCGUACUACAUUGGAGUGUAUGCUCAUACUGUAAAAUAUUGAAUUAAUAAUGCUAUACUAUCCUUUGGCCCAAGUGGGGUGGUUCUUAUCUUCUUGUGGACACACCUGGACUUGAUAGAAGGUAUUUUCUUCUUUUCA
Molecule: messenger RNA, 1112 nt
Organism: Manihot esculenta (cassava)
Lineage: Eukaryota; Viridiplantae; Streptophyta; Magnoliopsida; Malpighiales; Euphorbiaceae
Product: coiled-coil domain-containing protein 124
Exons: 3
Coding region: 138-833 (231 amino acids)
Biological process (GO): transcription by RNA polymerase II
Cellular component (GO): nucleus
Molecular function (GO): transcription coactivator activity
Source: RefSeq, a predicted model, not a curated record